AUGGGCACAGGAACCUUUGGGCGUGUUCAUCUGGUGAAGGAAAAAAUGGCCAAACGUUACUUUGCACUGAAAGUAAUGAGCAUUCCUGAUGUCAUUCGACUGAAGCAAGAGCAGCAUGUGCACAAUGAAAAGUCAGUCUUGAAAGAGGUCAACCACCCCUUUUUGAUCAGAUUAUUUUGGACCAACCAUGACGAACGUUUUUUAUACAUGUUAAUGGAAUACGUGCCAGGAGGAGAACUUUUUAGUUACCUGCGCAACAUGGGGCGUUUCAACAACAGCACAGGACUGUUUUACUCCACAGAAAUUAUUUGUGCAAUAGAAUACCUGCACUCCAAAGAAAUAGUUUACAGAGACUUAAAACCUGAAAAUAUAUUACUAGACAAAGAAGGACAUAUCAAGCUUACAGAUUUUGGAUUUGCUAAAAAGCUGGUUGAUAG
Eurypyga helias (sunbittern) is the source of this 437-nucleotide messenger RNA. Its product is annotated as putative serine/threonine-protein kinase PRKY. The transcript is spliced from 3 exons. Lineage: Eukaryota; Metazoa; Chordata; Aves; Eurypygiformes; Eurypygidae. Gene Ontology annotation, biological process: protein phosphorylation. The annotation marks the transcript as partial. Gene Ontology annotation, molecular function: protein kinase activity; ATP binding. The record is from RefSeq and is a predicted model, not a curated record.